Mixia osmundae IAM 14324 is the source of this 2030-nucleotide messenger RNA. RefSeq lists its product as uncharacterized. The transcript has 10 exons. Gene Ontology annotation, cellular component: cytosol. Gene Ontology annotation, molecular function: methylenetetrahydrofolate reductase [NAD(P)H] activity; FAD binding. Lineage: Eukaryota; Fungi; Basidiomycota; Mixiomycetes; Mixiales; Mixiaceae. The coding region runs from base 39 to 1865 and encodes 608 amino acids. Gene Ontology annotation, biological process: tetrahydrofolate interconversion. The record is from RefSeq and is a predicted model, not a curated record.
CGAACGUUGUCCUUCAGAUUUAUUGAGAGCCUUCAAAGAUGGUGCAUGCAAAGAUAAGCGAUAAGAUCAGGGCGGCCCACAAUGAAGGGCGCAACUGGUGGUCAUUCGAAUACUUCCCUCCCCGAACCGAGCAGGGACUCAUCAAUCUCUACGAUCGCAUCGGCAGAAUGGCAGCACUGGGACCUAUCUUCAUCGAUAUCACUUGGGGUGCAGGCGGCACGACAUCAGAUGCGACGACCCAAUUCGUCAAGACGGCUCACGAACAAUUCGGCCUCGAGACCAAUAUGCAUCUCACCUGUACCAACAUGGAGGUAGGCAUGGUCGAGCGUGCUCUCAAGGAAGCGUACGACUCUGGCUGUCGAAACAUUCUCGCGCUUCGGGGAGAUCCACCUCGGGGACAGGAGGAAUGGAAAGCGACAGAAGGUGGCUUCAACCAUGCCAUCGAUCUCAUCAAGUACAUCCGCAAGAACUAUGACGAUUACUUUGAUAUCGCCGUCGCCGGUUUCCCAGAGGGCCAUCCCCAAGCUUCGUCACGCGCAGAGGAGAUCGAGCAUCUCAAAGCCAAGAUAGACGCCGGUGCUUCGAUCAUCAUCACCCAGAUGUUCUACGAUAUCGACACUUUCAUCAACUGGGCUCACGACGUCAGAAAGGCCGGCAUCAACGCCCUCAUCGUGCCCGGCAUCAUGCCCAUCCAAGGCUGGCAAUCGUUCCAGAAAUGUAUCUCGUUCAGCAAGACGAUCGUUCCUCAACAUUUCUUUGACGUUCUCGAACCGAUCAAAGACGACGAUGCAGCUGUGAGGGAGGCAGGCACCAAGCUCGUUGCAGACAUGUGCAGGCAGAUCCUCGACUCGCCCUUUGAUAUCCACGGUCUCCACUUUUACACGAUGAACCUCGAGAAAGCAACUUCGAUGCUUCUCGAAGAACUCAACUUUACCGCCUCGGUCGAGAUCACCAACCCGCUACCGUGGAAGCCUUCGCUCACGACCAAGCGAAGGAGUGAGAGCAUCAGACCGAUUUUCUGGGCCAAUCGUGCAGGAUCGUAUCGCGCCCGCACAGAGUCAUGGGAUGAAUUUCCUAAUGGCCGAUGGGGCGAUUCUCGCAGUCCAGCCUUUGGCAAAUUCGAAGGCUACGGUAUCACCCUCAAACCAGAACGAGGGGAAUGUCUGUCCAUGUGGGGCAGCCCGACGACCUUUGCAGAUAUCGCGAGCUUGUUCGCUCGGUUCUGUCGGGGAGAGAUUGCUGCUCUGCCGUGGUCGGACGAACCUGCUGCAAAGGAAACUUCGAUCAUCGGAGAAGCGCUUGCAAAGAUGAACCUGGCAGGCUAUCUGACCAUCAACUCUCAGCCUGUCGUCGAUGGAGCUCCUUCGAGUGAUCCUGUACAUGGCUGGGGACCUCGAGGCGGUUACGUCUAUCAGAAGGCCUACUUGGAGUUCUUCUGCAAAGCCGAGCAAGCGACGGCACUCUUCAAGCGCUUCGAAGCAGAGCCUAGCAUCACAUACUACGCAGUCAAUAAGCAAGGCGAUCUAAGGACAAACACAGCGACAGAGGGUCCGAAUGCAGUCACAUGGGGCGUCUUUCCCUGCCGCGAAAUCGCGCAGCCUACCAUCGUCGAGCAAACGAGCUUCAUGGCAUGGAAGGAUGAAGCAUUCGAGCUAGGAUCUCAAUGGGCGAAACUCUACCCCGCCGAGUCAGCGUCACGCGAACUGAUCAGCUCCUUCUUUGACAACUGCUACUUGAUCAACAUUGUCGAUAACGAUUACCGCAACUCGAGCAAGACGGCCAUCUUCCGAUUCUUCGACGAACAAAAGCUCUCAACGAGCAGGACUGCAAGCACGAACGGCACCGCAACAAACGGUGUUCAUUAAGAAAAAUCAUACGUCAGUAGCAUCAGAAAGGAACCCUCUCAACAGGUGUUGUGUCUGCUCGAAGUAGUCUCGAUGUACCUCAACAAGUAGACGACGCAAUGUAUUGCAAACCAAUGUAGAACAAGCUUUGCACCUCUACAACACGAGUCACUGACAAUAGAAAUA